GCACUGAUUUACCACUUGAAAGUGUUUUAGGGUUUUUCGCGGGUUUUAUCCCCUCUCUCUUUCUACCUUUGGAAAACAUCUCAAUUUGCUUCACACUUCCCUUCUCCCCUUUCUUUCUCUCUCCUCCGACGAUUCCACAGUUACAUUCUCUCGCUCAGAACUCAUCUAAUUAGUGAAAAAGAUAUGAGUACUGGGGGAGAAAAAGCGUCAGGUAACACCAAAACUCCUGCAGAUUUUCUCAAAUCUAUUCGGGGUCGUCCUGUUGUUGUUAAGCUUAAUUCCGGUGUCGAUUAUCGUGGUAUUUUAGCUUGCCUAGAUGGAUACAUGAACAUUGCAAUGGAGCAAACAGAAGAGUAUGUUAACGGCCAGCUGAAAAAUAAAUAUGGUGACGCAUUUAUUCGUGGAAACAAUGUGCUUUAUAUCAGUACAACAAAGAGGACACUUGCUGAUGGAGCAUAGUUCUGGGCUGAAAAUUGGUUGAAGCAACCUGAACCUUGUGCCGUUGUUAUUCUGACAUUGAAGUUAUAGGCUUUAUAGAUCUAUAUUGGGGCAGGAGAUUGUAACUGGUGAACCUGGUUUUCUUCCCGUUCCAGAUUACUGUAUGUAACAAGCACAUCGACGUGAAGAGUUAAUUGUUAGAAUGACAUUUAAAAUCAUCAGUUAGUUCAAUUUUGUUUUUGCAUAUUUUGGGUGUGGCUGAUGUAAUCCAUAUGAGUGUCAGAGAACAUGUGACCUUAUUUUGUUCUAGACAUAAUCGGUUUAUUUCCCAAA
Spinacia oleracea (spinach) is the source of this 771-nucleotide messenger RNA. RefSeq names its product sm-like protein LSM36B. The transcript is spliced from 4 exons. Gene Ontology annotation, biological process: mRNA splicing, via spliceosome; maturation of SSU-rRNA. Gene Ontology annotation, molecular function: RNA binding. Gene Ontology annotation, cellular component: P-body; U6 snRNP; nucleolus. Bases 184 to 459 code for a protein of 91 amino acids. The record is from RefSeq and is a predicted model, not a curated record. Lineage: Eukaryota; Viridiplantae; Streptophyta; Magnoliopsida; Caryophyllales; Amaranthaceae.